Coffea arabica (coffee) is the source of this 160-nucleotide messenger RNA. Lineage: Eukaryota; Viridiplantae; Streptophyta; Magnoliopsida; Gentianales; Rubiaceae. The record is from RefSeq and is a predicted model, not a curated record.
AUGGUUGCGGAUGUGGAGACCGAUGUUACGGCCGCACAGCCAAAGAAGAGGACGUUCAAGAAGUUCAGUUUCAGAGGCGUGGAUCUCGAUGCUCUCCUCGACAUGUCCACUGAUGAGCUUGUUAAGCUCUUCCAUGCUCGUGCUCGCAGAAGGUAGUUUC